UCGAUAUUGUUAACACGGGUUUUGGUGUUUGUCGUGUGCGUGUGUGUAUGUGUGUGUGUGUGGAAAUUAAACGAAAUGUAUCAUUUGAUUUGGAUGUAUAUAAUCUAUUCUUCAACUGUGACGAUAUUCUUUAAUUAAGAUCUAGAAGAGAGUAUUUAGAAACAGAUGGGAAACGAACAGAGUCAGCAAGAGAGUGCCGAGGGAACGUCAAGUCGUAUAGGUAACGGUGCAGGUGGACCACAGUCAAACGCUAUGGUUUCACACAGGACAGGUACGGAGGAAGAAGACGUAGGUGUGGCAUCCCCACCUGAUGUUGAUUUGAGUAAUCUAUCGGAAGAAGAAAGAAAAAUGAUAUUGUCUGUUAUGGCACGCGCUCAAGAUUUGGAUAAAGACAUCACACAACGUAGAAGAUCAGCAGAACUGGUCAGAGCCGAAUCUCUUCCCAAUUCAGUAACUACUCAGAUAAUGUGUCCCUCUUGCCACGCGACAGAACUCACUAUUAGGACAUCAAUCAAAUGUUCAAAAUGCUGGAAGAGCUUUUGUGAAAAGUGUGGACAAUGCCCAAUUGUAGAAGGAAAGAAAUAUUCGUGGAUGUGCAAUUCGUGCAUACAACAAAUCCAGUGUAGUAAUAAAUCGAAAGUCAAAAGUCAAUCAACUCGAGAAGCUCAGGAGAAUGUCAGAAGAGCAGAUGCAUCCGGUGAAAUUAUGCCCGAAAAGCAUAAAAAAUCAGAAAAAUCAGAAGAAAUUGUUGGUAAAUGUCAUAUUCGAUCGCCAGCUAAAACGAGAAGAGAAAGCGUCGAGGUAGUCGUCACGGACGACACUCAACCGGAGACUAAACCAAGAGGAGUACAAAAGAGUAAAGAUGGAAUAGUUCGAGUAACCAGACCGGUUACUACAGCAAAUGGUGAUGCUGCCCCACCUCAUCGCACUCAGCGUAUCAGUAGACCGAUCCAAGUAGUGGCUAAAUCGGAAGCUGUGGUGCCUAGAAAAUUAAUAAACGUGGAAACAAAAGUUAAAAAACAACACGCCGAAGCGAAAUCUUCACCGGAAGUUUCCCCGAAAAGAAUCGCAAAAGUAAAAUCUCCCACAGAAAAUGUCUCGAAUAAAAAGGUUCACGUAAAAGCACCCUCUGUGGUAAAAGUGACUUCGAGUCACGAACCCGGAGUUGCUAAAAGUAAAGAGCCAAUUAAAGACGAAAGUAAAGAAAUUUCCGUAAUUGCUACUACUACUACUACUACUACAGUCGAUACAGUAAUUAGUUCGGUAAUUACUACUGUCUCUCAAACGUCUCCCAUCAUGGAUCGGCCCAUAAUAUCAGUGGAUGUCACCGUAGUGAGUAGAUCUUCGACGACUACCAACGUUAUUCUUACCACGUCUUCUAAGUCUGGUAUGACUAAUACAAUAGCUAAUAUCAGCACCGUAACUGUCACAUCAAAAUCGAAUGCUGCUAACAAUAUUCGAAGUUCAACUGUUUCAAUUUUGCCCCCGCAGCCAUUAGAAAGUAGUUGCAAGACUCAGUUACAAGAGAAAUCGACAAGCGUUCACGCUACUACAUUGCCAAGAAUUAAGAAAGCAGAAGGGAAUAAGGAAAAAGCAAUUUUGUCUCAGAACAAAACAUCGGAAGAAUGGAUAUCGAACAAAGAGGAAAAUCAAUCGUUUCCAAGUAAGGAAGCAGAAGAAUGUACGGAUGAAACAAACCAAAAUAAUUUACCUGAGAGUAGAAAACCCGAAGAACAAAUAGUGGGAACGGAACAAGGUCCUUUGAGAAUGAUGAAAACGGAAAAGUGGAAAACUGAGCAAGAAAAACCUAUAUACAGAAGUUCCGCUGAUGAAUGGAUUUCGAGUGCAGAGCAGGAUACUUUAUCUAGACGUAUAAUCUGCGAUGAGCGAAGAAGCAGUCUGGAUUCUAGCAUUAUAACUCGAGGCAAAAAGCGGGAAGAGCAGAUAACGGGCUUGGAAAAAACUACUAUCACAAAAACCGAAGAUUGGUCAAUAAAUUCUGAAAAUUUGUCCGGAAAUCACGUGUCCGAAGAACUAACCAAGGGCGUUGAACUAAGCGCGUUAUCUCGAUUGAAUAAAUCGAAAGAAUGGACGAGUGCCGACAUAAGUACGCUAUCAAAAGUAAAGGAUUCGGAACAGUUGGCAGAAAGUCCAAUUAAACUGAUCGAUAGUUCUUCGAGUGUCAUUAAAGCCGCAGAAAAUAGAAUGGAUUCCCACCGAAUAGAAUUGACGUCGUCUAGAGAUAGUACAAAUAACAACGGUCUUUCGUCUUCGGAUCAAUUAGGAACAAAUUAUCAAAUCAAACCUCUACAAGACAAUGCUAAUCAAGGACAGAACAAACAGAAACCGAGAACAAUCGAUUUACAACCACAGAAAAAAGUAAAACAGAAAGUAGAGACUGCCGACUGGUCGCCCGUGUCGGACUUAUCACCAAUUCUCGACGUGUCGCCCUCUCUAGAGGCGGCCGAACAAGAACUUAUAGAAAAGUUCCGACACAGAAGCGACUCAGAAGGUAACGCUAAUCAAACUUCGACGUCAUCCAAUAUACCACGUGCGACGAGUGGCACCAUUUCGGGAAUGCUGGCCGAUUUCAAUAAAGCGCUCGGUCUUCUCGACACGUCUCCCAUCGAAGACGUACAGAAGAAAGAAAAGUCACUUUCGGAAAGUCCCCCGGCCGUAAGUACCCCCGUGGCUCCCGUUACUACCGAGUCUGCCGUAUAUCACCCGGUACGUCAACAGAGAAAUCAGCAGCAACCGGGAACACCGAGACGCACCAGACGUCUUCCCCAGCCCACUAUGGAACAGAUGCAGGCAGCCGUUGCCAUGGCUGCGCACGGACCUCGAGAUAAACAAUCGAUAGCGAUGACGUCGGUGAGUACUGGCUCUACGUCACUUCCUGUCACUACCAGUCAGAGACCCGUUUCUCCCAUCAUGCCAUGGAGAACAAUAGAUAGCUACUUAAUGUCGGAUGCUGACGAAUAUGACGGGCGUACGGUUACUUUGCACGACAUUAGCAGUACGGUAACUACUUCGACUGCCGAAAGCGUACCAAUUACGACCGUCGCACCCUCUCAGUCGGCUGACAUCACCAUAACCGAAUCUUCGGAACUGUCACCGGAUAAAAGUGCAGUUUCCGAUCAAUCAGAAGUCUCUAACUCACUCACAACUUUAUCAUAUUCUUUGGCGCAGGAUACGGAAGAACAGUUAGAACUGGAUAGCAUAAAAUUGAGCAAACUGCGUAGAAAACUCCCAUCAGUGCCAAGUGCCGAUUACGGCAAGAUUCCAAGUGGCACUAAGCGAUCGAAAGACCGCACUAGGACACUUUCCACUGGUGCAACCCCUCUCUACACUCAAGAGUUGUUAUCUAAUGGAGAAACUCCAUUGGAGGAAGUUCCGCAAAGUGACGAUACUCUAUCGAAAUCCAAACUGAAUCCUCAACAGAGAUCAUCUAGCGCCGACGGUGAUUAUGUUCGCAACAUAUCACCCACUAGACAAGCUUAUUCGCCAGAACCGGCGCAUAGUUUUGCUUCUAGGAAAGAGCUCAGCGUGUCUCAAGGAAACUUAUCUUAUCUACGAACUCCCAGCCCUUUGUUGGGCUCGGAAUCUCGUCAGAUAACCGGAGCGGGUACGAAUCUUCCGGUAUACAUGAAAACUUUAAAGCAACAAUUGCGCGAUGAACUCAAAGCCGUCACAGAAGAACGUAAACGAGCGCAAGAAGUAAGAAAAGAACGUGACUUUUAUCUAAACACGGAGCAAGAAAGUUACAUGCCUCAACCGUGGCAAGAAGACACUUCACUUCAAUACGACACCUUAGCUACACACAGAAAGUUAUUACAUACAACUCCUGCUCCUUCGACAAUAGCCAGAAGACAAACUUCUCCUCAUACGUCACCGAGAAAAGGAAGACGUCGUCACACUUCAGACGUAUCUUUAAGACCGUUUUCGCCUAUUAAAGAAGAUAGAUCGUCGGAAGGAGAUUCGAAACCCAUUAAGACGUCUCCAAUCGAACCAGAAGUUGCGAAAAUGGAAGAAUUAAACUCUUUAGAAAAAUCUAAAGAGACAACCGGGACGGAAAUCGAACAGUACUUUCAACAAUACUCUGAAGAACUGGCUAAGAUAAGAACGGAAAACGGUGCAAACAUCUCGACCACUCCUCCAUUCGUAUCCGAUUCCUGGUUAAAGAAUUCAAAUUCUUGUUAUUUGACUACGGAACGAAAAAAACAACGUAAAGAAAAAAAGUCGAGGAAACCUCGUUCCUGGCAUCCUUCUCCUUACGUAUCUGAAGACGAAGACGAACAAAUGACACGAGAAGAAAAGAAAGCAAAGAUAAAAGCGGAGAUCGCUAGACGCAGGCAACAAAUUGAAGAAAAUACAAGAUUACACGAAGAACUGAUGAAAUUAGCUAAAUCGAGAGAAAAAGCCGAACAGAUAGAAUACAACAGUAGCUACAAAAUGUCACCGACUUUAGAUACCAUGUACAGGACAAGUCAUACGACGACGACGACCAGCAGCAGAACAGCAGAUUCCAUGCUCCCAGGAGAUACUACCAGCGUUCUGCAAGCUAUCGAUGAGAUAUUAAGAAAGGAAACUCAAGGGGUAUCAUCCGUCAGAUCUUCUCAAUACUUCAGUUCUCCAACCUCCUCCGUGUAUUCCACAAUGCCCAGAUCUCGGUACACUCCUCAUGAAAGUUCGUGGUACCAAAGAGAAUCAUCGACUGGAACUGUUCAGUUUCCAGAUAAUACAGCCGAAGACGAAAGUAUAGCUCGAAUAGCAUCAACAUUUCCUACAGACAGUGUUCAGAGUUCGAAUAUCCUGAUAAAUAAGCCAACACCACUUAUCGAAUUAGAAACACCAACAGAUACCGAUCCAACUCCAGCCAUGCCUUUAUUACCAGAUAUGCCCAGUAGAUCCAGGAAACUAUUAGAAGAUUUAGGAAGCUCGCCCAUCGGUAGUCAGGCGGGUAGAAGCGAAACAGUUCAGACACAGUAUGUCAGACAGUGCGGAGACACAGAUAAACAAUCUCACAUUGAUACAGAAUCAAUGACAGACAAUGCAUUAUUAAGACAAAUGAGGAAAAUGCAAAGACAAACUGUGAUCAGAACUCCUCAAAAAUACGAAUUUCCAGUUAAAAGAAUUUUAUUAACUCGAGAUCCGAAAGAUCGAUCCGUUAGCGGAAAUGGCCUCGGAAUGAAAGUGAUCGGAGGGAAAGAAAUACCCGGUGGAAAUGGGCUUAUGGGAGCUUACGUAGCUAAAGUGUGUCCCGGUGGUGUGGUAGAAACACUAGGAGAAGUCAAGGAAGGUAAUCAGGUAUUAGAAUGGAACGGUGUUCCCUUAACCGGAAAAACUUACGAAGAAGUUCAAAAAAUUAUUUCGGUGACGGCCGACGAAGUCGAAAUCGUUAUCAGAAGUGACUUCAAUAUGUUAGAGCCGAUGAGUUCGAAUCAGAGCAUCAGUCCUCGAGACGGAAUUAGUCCAUGCUCCACUCCAUCCGAUUCGUUGAAAGCUGGAACUCCCGGGGGUCGAACUCCUUCACCUUCGUCUCUCUCCGCUAGGAAAAUAGGUUCGCCCGCCAGCACUCCAUCUUCGAUCUCCACCCCUACAUACAACAACGUAACUUCUUCGCAUUUAGCAGCUGUAGAUAAAGCGCAGACGAACAACAGGGAACACUAUCGAAGAACUACAGUGCAAACUUUACCUCGCUACGUAGGCAACCAUUUCGCAGCUCAUCCCAGCAUGGAACAUCGUGACAGCUGAUGCGUAAAAUAUCCGCAUGAAAAUAACCUACUUCUAUAUGCCGCUUGAUCAGAAGAUAUUGGAUGUGGUGAGAGGCGGUUGAAGAUGGCUGUGAUUUGCUGAUUUGUUAUAUCAUAUAGCGGCUCUACGUUAUGUUAAAGAUCAAUAGUUUACAACUAGUUGGUGAAUUGUUGCAGUUUAUCCAAUCAUUCCCGUUGUUUUAGAAAGAAACGAUCAAGGUGCUACGAUUGUCAAACAUAUCUCCUGUUACCUGACCAUUCCGAGGGUGAUUUGUUGAUACCUCGCGGGUCAAAAGAUUACGUUCUGUUUACGGUGUGUCGUCCAAGACUUAUUAAUAAUUCAAAUGUUUUGCACUACGUGACAUUCUCACUUUGAUGUUGUCUCUUCCUCACAUUAUAGCGGUUAAGUGAAGUACUUUGUUUAGUAAUUAUUCCCGAAUUCCGGGGGAUUUUACUUUUUUGCGUUACAUGUUCAUAUUGCUGAAUGCCAUUGUUGGCUAAGUUUUGACGGACCCACGAAAUUACAUAUAACCUGUUGUUUCUCUAAAAACGAUUCAUUCUGUCGGUUUUGACACAAAUAAAUUUAUUAAUUCAAA
This is a messenger RNA of Centruroides sculpturatus (bark scorpion), 6349 nucleotides long. RefSeq lists its product as uncharacterized. NCBI's taxonomy places the organism in Eukaryota, Metazoa, Arthropoda, Arachnida, Scorpiones, Buthidae. The transcript has 17 exons. The record is from RefSeq and is a predicted model, not a curated record. Gene Ontology annotation, biological process: protein localization to synapse; presynaptic active zone assembly. Bases 166 to 5754 code for a protein of 1862 amino acids. Gene Ontology annotation, molecular function: structural constituent of presynaptic active zone; protein binding. Gene Ontology annotation, cellular component: glutamatergic synapse; GABA-ergic synapse; cytoskeleton of presynaptic active zone.